This is a messenger RNA of Aegilops tauschii subsp. strangulata, 3834 nucleotides long. RefSeq lists its product as uncharacterized. The record is from RefSeq and is a predicted model, not a curated record. NCBI's taxonomy places the organism in Eukaryota, Viridiplantae, Streptophyta, Magnoliopsida, Poales, Poaceae.
UCCUGGCGAGGCCGGCGUGGUGGUGCGCCUCCGCCUCCCAUCCAUCUAGUAGCUCCACCGCGCCAUCCAUCAUCAGCACCACCGCACCCAGCGCCAUCCAUCAUCAGCACCUUCCCACGCCUCCACUAGCGCCGCCCAGCACCUCCACCCGCGGCACAAGACCACCACGUCACCCGCACCCUCCAUCAACGCUGCUACCAGCGCCGCAUCACCACCUUGCUGCUCCUCCACCUUUCUUCUUCCCCCCAAAUUCUGCUGCUGCUCUCUCUCUAAUCUACCCACGCCUCUGCUGUACUUCUUGCCCAAAUCUUGCUGCUGCACCUUCUCUGAACCUAUUGCUGCUGCGUAAUCUUCUCCAUACUGCUGCUACUCUCUACUACAUCUUCAGCGCCCCUUGCUGCUCCUCUCUUGCCGCUGCUCUUCUUUGUACCCCAACCGUUGCUGCUCCUCUCUCCAUCCCCAUGCUGCUGCUACAUCUUCUUUCUGUGCGCCCCUGCUCCUUCUUCUCCUUGCACCCUCUUGCUGCUGCUACGAUCUGAACACUCCUUGCUGCUGCCCUCCCCCUUCUAUAUUUCUCUGAAUUUCUGUAAACUUGAGAUGUGCAAGACUUUGUAAGGUUCAGAUUUGACGAGUACUUGCAACCUGCUGUUUGCUCUGUUUAGUACGUGUAUAAUAUAGUGUAUCUGUUCUGGGAUCUGACUAGUUGAGGCCUUGUUACUUUGGGAGACACUUGAUCUAUUAGAUUUUGGUUCUAUUAGUUAGUAUUCUGCUAGUAUAUGUGUGUGUUCACCUUGUGUACUAAUCCCCUUUUCUACUCCCUCCGUUCCGAAAUACAAGUCUUUUUAGACAUUUCAAAUGGACUACAACAUAUGGAUGUAUAUAGACAUAUUUUAGAGUGUAGAUUCACUCAUUUUGCUCCGUAUGUAGUCACCUAUUGAAAUCUCUAGAAGACUUAUAUUUUGGAACGGAGGGAGUAGUUAUCUUCCAGUACUUGUCAACUUUGUGUGUGUUUGAUUUUCAGUCCAUAUGUUAGUUUAAGUACCUGUGCCAUAUAAAUAUAUGUGUGUGUGUCUGAUGUAAAUCAUCUAUUUUCUGUUCCUGUCAUAGUAUUGUUUCUACCCUUUGUUAUAUACUCGCUAGUUAUAUUUGUGUUAAUGUCUUGUUGUUUCCCUCUUGUCCUUGAUUCGUCUGUGUUAGUGCUUUAAUUUCUCGAGCCUAAUAAAAAUACCAAAAAUACAGUGAGUUAAAUCUGAAUCUCCCUGUGCUUUUUUUUUUGCAUUUUCUUUGUCGACGAUCUUUGGGAACGACCUUGUUAGUUUAGGUUUUAUUUUCUGCAUUCGUCUCUUAAAAUGGUGUUACCUAGAUUUAGCCGAGCAUAGUCGUCGUCGCCUAGUCCCUGUGGGGAACACGUCACUCGCAGUUCGGGCGAAAUAUCCCACUAUACUUUCAAUUGAUCAUUUUGGCUCCGUUGCCGGGGACUAGCGUCGAGCGAUUUUGUUAGGCUAUAGACUAGGUUUUUCUUGUUUUUCCCUUUGUGCUAUAUAUAUGUGAUAUAUCUCUAACCCCUAACCCUUGUUCAAGUUAUUUUCUAUUUCUUUGCUUGGUCAUUCUGCAGGUUAUUGCAUCUUCUCAGAUAUGGCUUACUAUUCAGAUCAUCAUGCUUAUGCGAGCAACACUACAAACAGCACGGAAAGUAUUCAAGACCUGAUAAGGCCAUUCGCCUGCUGAAUGUCAGCGUGGUUACUCUCACCCUCCAGAUUGUUUUGGCAUGAGCUUUGCUCAAGAGCAUAGCUCACACAAAAACAAUUACUCACAUGGGUGGCCUGAAAACCCGAAUAUGCCAUAUAGGAACAACAACCCUGAGAUCUCAUCGUUUGCCUCUAGUUAUCCAAUGCAGGGAUUCAGGUAUGAAGAGGAGAGCCACAAUUAUGCACCACAACAGUUUUAUUCACCUCCUACUCAUAUACCACAGCACCAGGAGAUGUUGCCAAUGGAGUUAAAUGGUCCUCCAUUUGGUCAACCAACACCUUCAACACAAGUGCCCACACAAGAUGAUUUUGAUGAUAUAGACAAGCUCACAUUGCUUAGUCUCGAGUUCACUUGGAGUGCCGAAGAUGAUCCAAUUAGGCCGGUGAUACUAGAGGAAAUGAAGAAGAUUAAGAGUGGAAAGGAGCUAGUGGAAGAAGUAAGGAAGAUUGAGAAGAACAUCAAUGCUGUCAGUACUAUCUCUUCCCUCCUUGAGCUGAGUGUUGCCGGGAUAUCCCUUGAGGUGUGUGAGGUUCCAACACCUUCACAUUCAGCUGAGCAAGAUAGCGAGAGUCCAGAGGAAGAGAUACUUCAGAUCCAAGAAGAAAUUCUCGAAGCCAAGGCACAAGAUGAUCUAGAGCUUGAAUAUCCAAAUGAACAAGUUGAAGAUCCAAUGUCUAUCUCUCCCGAAGAAGUAAAAGAAGUUGCUGUAGAUGAACUUGAAGAACCAGAAAUUCAUUUGCCUAUUGUCACACAAGAGCGUGAUGUAGCAGGUUUAUCUAAUCCUCUUGAUGACAUGAGUCCUUAUGAUUUAUUUGCUUCUACCUUGCAUUACAUGAUGCCAUCACUUAAUAUUGAUUUGAAAACUCAUUUGCUUGGAUAUGAUGAUACAUACACUGUUGGUGGCAUUGCUCUCAUUCCUGAUGAUCACAAUUACUUUCCUCGUGCUAGUCCUAUGCUUAAUGAAACAUAUCAUUCCCAUGCUAGUCUUGAGCUUAAUGAUAAAUAUCAUCCUCAUGUUAGUGUUGACCUUGCUGAUUUCUACCAUCCUAAACAUGUGCUUUAUAGCUAUGCUUAUGUAAUUGGAUAUUCGAUUGAUGACUUGGAGGGUAUUAUCCCUACCACUUGCAUUGUCUCUUUCGUUGAGUGCUCUUUCAGGUUCUUGCUUGUGCACGAAUCACUACAUGCUGACCAGGUUCGAGGUGACAUUCCUUGGGACCCCGGUGGAUCCUGAGCACGGAGAUGAGGAGAAGCAAUGGGCACACACGCGAGGAAGGGAGAAGCUGGAGCAGGCAUGAGGAUAGAGAAGCAAAAGGAGAGGAGCUGCAGUUGGUGAGGUGAUCGAGCGAGUGCUACAUCAUUUGAAGAGCCCGAAAUGUGCGCAAAGGCACUAUAAAUCUUCAAGAUCCGGACUAAGUGGCUAAGAGAACGAAGAAGAGGAGGAAGAAUGGACCCGACCGUGAAGAAAAGAAGUAACCAGAGGGGCCAAGCUAAAGUUGGAGGGAUCAUCUUGUGAAGAAAGAAGAGAAGUGGAAGGGCAAAAGAGCAAAAGUGGCAGAUCAGAGGAGGGGGAUCAAAUCCCUAGCGCGGCCUCCAUUUUCCCCUCGGGCCUGGCACAUCUCUCUCUCCCUCACCCCUCCUCCAACUCCGGCCGCCGCCACGGCCAGGCCAGCGUGGUGGUGCGCCUCCGCCUCCCAUCCAUCUAGUAACUCCACCGCGCCAUCCAUCAUCAGCACCACCGCACCCAGCGCCAUCCAUCAUCAGCACCUUCCCACGCCUCCACUAGCGCCGCCCAGCACCUCCACCCGCGCCACAAGACCACCACGUCAGCCGCACCCUCCAUCAACGCUGCUACCAGCGCCGCAUCACCACCUUGCUGCUCCUCCACCUUUCUUCUUCCCCCCAAAUUCUGCUGCUGCUCUCUCUCUAAUCUACCCACGCCUCUGCUGUACUUCUUGCCCAAAUCUUGCUGCUGCACCUUCUCUGAACCUAUUGCUGCUGCGUAAUCUUCUCCAUACUGCUGCUACUCUCUACUACAUCUUCAGCGCCCUUUGCUGCUCCUCUCUUGCCGCUGCUCUUCUCUGUACC